Molecule: messenger RNA, 1432 nt
Organism: Arvicola amphibius (Eurasian water vole)
Lineage: Eukaryota; Metazoa; Chordata; Mammalia; Rodentia; Cricetidae
Gene: Ier3ip1
Product: immediate early response 3 interacting protein 1
Exons: 3
Coding region: 100-348 (82 amino acids)
Biological process (GO): endoplasmic reticulum to Golgi vesicle-mediated transport
Cellular component (GO): endoplasmic reticulum membrane; Golgi membrane; COPII-coated ER to Golgi transport vesicle
Source: RefSeq, a predicted model, not a curated record
GGGCCGCGAGGGCUCCCGUAGCCGGGCGCGGUGGAGGCGCCACGUCCCGGGAGGUGUCCGGGAAGGAGUCAAUAGGCCUGGGAACUGCUUGGGGUGGCCAUGGCCUUCACGCUGUACUCCCUGCUGCAGGCGGCCCUGCUGUGCGUGAACGCCAUCGCUGUGCUGCACGAGGAGCGCUUCCUCAAGAACAUUGGCUGGGGAACAGACCAGGGAAUUGGCGGAUUCGGAGAGGAGCCAGGAAUUAAAUCUCAACUCAUGAACCUGAUUCGGUCUGUACGAACAGUGAUGAGAGUGCCAUUGAUAAUAGUAAACUCAAUUACUAUUGUAUUGCUUUUGUUAUUUGGCUGAACAUCGUUGGAAAACCAGAGACUCAGAAGAGAUGCCCAGAAGUUACUAUUUCCAUUGUGACUGGAAUAUCCGUGUUUUAGCAGGCUCAUCUUGCAGUUGACAAAAAUGUAAAGUUGACAAUAAAGCCAGUUUCUAUUUACCUGAUUUUUCUCAAUAUUGCACUUGUAGUUUCAGUACAAAGGUCAGCUCAUCGGCAGCAGGAUCGCUCCAGGACUGCACACACUGCUGCGGUUAAAAUGGGCAGAGGUUGUUAAAGGGCUGCUGCCUCUGCCUGUUAGAUACUGCUCUGUCUCACAGCUCAGGGAUGGACUUCGCCCCAAAGUGUUGGGAUCCUUUGUUGUUUAGAUAUGACCUAAGAGUAAUUAACUUCCUAUAUAAACUUAAAGAGUUUUUUAAAGGAACAAUGACAUAUAAUUGACAAAUUAGUAAUUUGGGUAAUUUAUUUUGAUCUCUUUGAUUAAUUAGUUUACACCAUCUCUGCUAUAAAGAAAUGUAUACAUAACUACAUAUCAGACAAUACCCUGAUUUCAGGAAGAAUUACAAUUCUGUAAAUCAGUUGUUUGGUGACUGUGGGUUUGAGUUCUUUUUAAGCUGUUGUUGACCUGAACAGUGAGACCAGAGUAUUUACAUAUUUUCAUUGGUAGAGUCUUCCUUGUUUACAAUGAUGAUUUGUUUGAUAAAAUUAGUAUAACUGUUACUUGGCAAAAUCAGCCCAUACGUUCACAAAGUAAGUGUUUGAGCAGGCUGUUUACCAUGAUGCGCGCCUCCUUCCUUGUCAUAUUUCCAUGUCUUGGUGGAAUAGCAUGGUAAAGGUACGGUUCUUGGUUGCCAUUCUGUCUCAGUAGACCAUUUAUGCUCGAUAACUUUUAUGUUUUGUUUUUGUUUUUAUGUCUUUUGUUAAUGUCUUAGGCCAACCUUGAGAGGGUCUUUGCUCAUCCCAUAAUACUGCAGUACAGUUUUACAUAGGAAGAUUUAAACUGUGUGAAUACUGUAUGAAAUGUUUCAGUUACAGUAUUUCAAAGGGGUGGGAUGGCAUCUUUCUGUAUAGGAAAACUUUCAUAAAUAAAGUUGACUUUCCAACUCA